Messenger RNA from Amborella trichopoda, 1772 nucleotides. Its product is annotated as Pyridine nucleotide-disulfide oxidoreductase family protein. Gene Ontology annotation, biological process: photosynthesis; chlorophyll biosynthetic process. Gene Ontology annotation, molecular function: FAD binding; oxidoreductase activity, acting on the CH-CH group of donors, NAD or NADP as acceptor. Gene Ontology annotation, cellular component: chloroplast thylakoid membrane. NCBI's taxonomy places the organism in Eukaryota, Viridiplantae, Streptophyta, Magnoliopsida, Amborellales, Amborellaceae. The record is from RefSeq and is a predicted model, not a curated record.
UAUUAUCCACACUACAGAGUCUCAAGCUUAGUCCCCUGGCCUCACUCAACGCGCCGGAAAAAAAUGGCAACUUCCGGCCUGCAAGCCCAAUUCUCGGUCUACUCUAAACGGAAAACCGCCACCCACCCCAUCCAAACCGCCUCCUACCAAGCCAAAGCCACCCCCCACCAAACCAAAGCCACCAUUUUAGACCAUAAAGCCAUCUCAACCCUCAAACCCCACCAAAAGCCACUACUCAAACAUUUUGCCGGCCUCCGCCCCUCGUCGGAAAACCACCCAACAUUGCCAGAGAACCGCCCAUCCCCGCCGGAGAACCGGAAGCCGCUUGUGGUGUUCGCUAAAAAAUCAGGACGGAAGCUUGAAGGCCGGAACCUCCGUGUGGCUGUAAUAGGCGGCGGGCCUGCCGGUGGGUCCGCGGCCGAGACUCUGGCGAGAGGCGGGGUGGAGACAGUUUUGAUCGAACGGAAGCUCGACAACUGCAAGCCGUGCGGUGGUGCGAUUCCGCUUUGCAUGGUUGGAGAAUUCGACCUGCCACUCGAUAUUAUCGACCGGAAAGUGACGAAAAUGAAGAUGAUCUCGCCUUCGAAUGUCUCGGUAAAUAUCGGGCAAACAUUAAAGCCCCAUGAAUAUAUCGGGAUGGUGAGGAGAGAGGUUCUUGACUCGUUCUUAAGAGAGAGAGCCGCUAAGGCUGGAGCCCGAAUCAUUAAUGGGUUGUUCCUGAAAAUGGACUCGCCCGAGUCUGAUGAGGCGCCUUAUGUUCUUCACUAUAUUGAGUAUUCAGGCCAGGGAGGUGUGGGAGAGAAGCGCACAGUCGAGGUCGAUGCAGUGAUUGGCGCUGAUGGUGCCAAUAGCCGAGUUGCAAAAUCCAUAGAUGCCGGUGACUACGAAUUCGCAAUUGCAUUUCAAGAGCGCAUAAAAAUACCCGACGAUAAAAUGGCCUACUACAAGGACUUGGCCGAGAUGUAUGUCGGCGAUGACGUAUCUCCCGAUUUCUAUGGAUGGGUCUUCCCCAAAUGUGAUCAUGUGGCAGUGGGGACGGGCACCGUUAUCUCGAAACCAGACAUAAAGAAGUUUCAGCUUGCCACUCGAAACCGAGCCAAAGAUAAGAUAGAAGGUGGUUCUAUCAUAAGAGUAGAAGCUCACCCGAUACCUGAGCACCCGAGACCUCGUCGAGUGAAGGAUCGAGUUGCUCUGGUAGGCGACGCGGCCGGCUACGUCACCAAGUGUUCCGGGGAAGGCAUCUAUUUUGCAGCAAAAUCAGGGAGAAUGUGUGCCCAAGCUAUAGUUGAGGGAUCAGAAAAUGGGGUUAGAUCGGUGGGAGAAGAAGAUUUGAGGCGUUAUUUGAGUGAGUGGGAUAAGACUUAUUGGCCCACUUAUAAGGUUUUGGACAUUUUGCAAAAGGUGUUUUAUAGGUCUAAUCCUGCUAGAGAGGCUUUUGUUGAGAUGUGUGGUGACAAGUAUGUUCAAAAGAUGACUUUUGAUAGUUAUUUGUACAAGACUGUGGUGCCUGGUAACCCUUUGGAUGAUUUGAAGUUGGCUUUUAACACAAUUGGGAGUUUGGUGAGAGCAAAUGCUCUAAGAAGAGAGAUGAGCAAGAUCAGUGCGUAAGUUGAUAUAACUAGGUUAGAGGACAAGAAAGGUUCGGUUUUUUUUUUUUUUUGGUGGUGAUGGGUUAAGGAAAUCUUUCCUUUGCCCAAUUCCAACUUAUAAUUGCUUCUUAUUUUUGUAAAAUUUGGAUUGUAAUGCAAAUGCCCAUGGAGUUCUUCUAUUUA